Xiphias gladius (swordfish) is the source of this 7432-nucleotide messenger RNA. Its product is annotated as protein jagged-2-like. Gene Ontology annotation, molecular function: calcium ion binding; Notch binding. Gene Ontology annotation, biological process: Notch signaling pathway; establishment or maintenance of epithelial cell apical/basal polarity; heterophilic cell-cell adhesion. The record is from RefSeq and is a predicted model, not a curated record. Lineage: Eukaryota; Metazoa; Chordata; Actinopteri; Istiophoriformes; Xiphiidae. The coding region runs from base 314 to 4084 and encodes 1256 amino acids. The transcript is spliced from 26 exons. Gene Ontology annotation, cellular component: plasma membrane; protein-containing complex.
ACCUCGGCUCCGGGCAGCAGAGACGCACCGCUGCGCUCCCUCUCUGCCGUUUAGUGCGUCGAGCGGCGGAGGGAAGUAGAGUUUACGCGUCUUGUUGUGCGUCCCUGGACCAAACAGGAGCAGCGGUGCGCUUUUCCUCCUCCUGAGCCGCAGGCAUCCCGGGGAUCAGCCACGCCGUGCAUGCCCCGGACACCGGGACGAGGAGGAUACGGGCUUUUUUUCAUCCCCCUUCUUCUUCAUUAGUAUUUUGACAGAUUGAGACACACAUAUUUUGCAUUUCCCUAAUGGUAACCAACACCGAGCAGCCAGAGACAUGUGGAAUAAUCUGGGGAAACUGCACCGCUUCUCGCUAGUGUGUCUUCUCCUGACGCUGUGGGCUGAGGUGUCUCAGUCCACGGGUUACUUCGAGCUGCAGUUGAUUUCGGUGGAUAACCCCAAAGGUCAGCUCCUGAACGGCGACUGCUGCGACGCGGAAAAGAGCGCGGCGGAGGGCCACUGCGGCGCGGAUGAGUGCGACACCUACUUCAGAGUGUGUUUAAAGGAAUACCAAACGGAGGUCACGACCAAUGGACCGUGCACCUACGGCUCGGAAACUACUAAGGUUAUCGGUGGGAAUACUUUUCAGUUCAAGGGCGGCCAGAAAACCGGACAGAACCGGAACAACGACGCCGGGAAGAUCAUCAUUCCCUUCCAGUUCGCAUGGCCGCGAGCAUACACUGUGAUAGUGGAGGUGUGGGACAGGGACAACGUCACCCACAGCAAUGAUGACGAGCUGCUGAUCGAGCGCAGCAUCCACAAAGGGAUGAUCAACCCCGGAGAGGAGAAGCAGAUGGUGGAGUACAAAAGCUUGAUCGCCAGCCUUGAGUACACCAUCCGUGUUCGCUGCGACGAGCACUACUACGGCAGCAAGUGCAACAAAGUUUGCCGUCCCCGCGACGACUACUUUGGCCACUAUGUGUGUGAUCAGUUUGGAAACCGGGGCUGCAUGGAGGGCUGGACGGGGCCCGACUGCAAAACAGCCAUCUGCAAACAAGGAUGCAGUAUCCUGCACGGGACUUGCAGCGUGCCGGGGGAAUGCAAGUGUAACUACGGCUGGCAGGGUCCGCUCUGCGACGAGUGUCUGCCGUACCCCGGCUGUGUUCACGGGACCUGUAAUGAGCCCUGGCAGUGCACCUGUGAGAAGAACUGGGGAGGUCUGCUCUGUGACAAAGAUCUGAACUACUGUGGGACCAACCGGCCCUGUAAGAAUGGAGGGACGUGCAUGAACACAGAGCCAGACGAAUACAACUGUGCCUGUCCAGACGGCUACUCUGGCAAGAACUGUGAGAUCGCGGAGCACGCCUGUGUGUCCAACCCCUGUGCCAAUGGAGGGACCUGCCAUGAAGUCCCAUCAGGCUUUGAGUGUCACUGUCCAGCAGGCUGGUCUGGGCCAACCUGUGCUAAAGACACGGACGAAUGUGCCUCAAGCCCCUGUGCUCAGGGCGGGACCUGCAUCGACGUGGAGAACGGCUUCAAAUGCCUCUGUCCUCCACAGUGGACCGGAAAGACCUGCCAGAUUGACGUUUAUGAGUGUGCGGGGAUCAAGCCUUGCCUCAAUGCUUACUCUUGCAAAAACUUGAUUGGUGGAUAUCACUGUGCCUGCUUUCGUGGAUGGGUGGGCAAGAACUGUGACAUCAAUGUGAACAGCUGCCAUGGACAGUGUCAGAACGGAGGGACCUGCAAGGAUGUGGCCAGAGGCUACCAGUGUGUUUGCCAGCCAGGAUUCGGGGGCCGACAAUGUGAGGUUCAGAGGAACCGCUGUUCCAGCAGUCCAUGUAGGAACGGGGGCCGCUGUCAUGCCCUGCCAGACGGAUUCAUGUGUGAAUGCCCUCAAGGCUUCGCUGGUACAACCUGUGAGGUGCAGAACGACCCAUGUAGCCCAAACCCGUGUCACAACAAGGCCCAGUGCCACAGCCUGAUGGGAGAUUUCUACUGCAGCUGCCCAGAUGAUUACGAGGGCAAAACCUGUUCAGAGCUCAAGGACCACUGCAAGACUAACCAGUGUCAAGUGAUUGACAGUUGCACGGUUGCCGUGGCAACCAACGAUACCCAAAAGCGGGUGUGGCACAUCUCGUCCAAUGUGUGCGGACCCCACGGUCGCUGCAUCAGCCUGCCUGCUGGGAACUUCAGCUGCUCCUGUGAGCCGGGAUUCACUGGCACCUACUGCCACGAGAACAUUAAUGACUGUGCGUCAUCACCCUGUAAAAAUGGGGGCACUUGCAUCGAUGGAAUCAACUCCUUCCAGUGUUUCUGCCCAGACGGCUGGGAGGGCCGUCUGUGUGAUGUUGAUGUGAAUGAGUGUAACAGGAACCCCUGUCAGAACGGAGGUCAGUGUGUCGACCUGCUCAACGACUUCUACUGCAACUGUGUAGACAGCUGGAAAGGAAAGACUUGCCACUCACGUGAGAGCCAAUGCGACUCCACUACCUGCAGUAAUGGAGGGACGUGUUACGACCAUGGAGACUCCUUCCUGUGCAGCUGCCCCUCAGGCUGGGGUGGCAGCACCUGCAACACAGCCAAGAACAGCACGUGUGACUCGGGUCCGUGCGAGAAUGGAGGGACGUGUGUCGGGGGAGGGGACAGCUUCACUUGCAUCUGCAAGGACGGCUGGGAAGGACCCACCUGUGCACAGAAUGUCAAUGACUGCAAUCCACAUCCCUGCUACAAUGGUGGUAUCUGUGUCGACGGCGUGAACUGGUUUCGUUGCGAGUGCGCCCCAGGAUUCGCCGGCCCGGACUGCCGCAUCAACAUAGAUGAGUGUCAGUCAUCUCCUUGUGCGGAAGGUUCAACCUGCAUGGAUGAAAUCAACGGCUACCGCUGCGUUUGUCCUCCGGGACACGCUGGACCUCGCUGUCAAGAGUUCAUCGGACUGGGGAAGUCGUGUCGUCACGCUGGCCUGCAGUUUCCCCACGGCAGCCGGUGGGAGGAGGAGUGUAACACCUGCCAGUGUGUCGACGGAUAUGUUCACUGUUCUAAGGUGAGGUGUGGUCGUCGACCCUGUCUCCUCCCGAAGGCUCUUCCCCCUCCGGACGCAAACCCUCCGUCCUGCCCCGGAGGUCACGAGUGUGUGGAGCAUCAGUUCCUCACCUGCUUCUCCCCGCCCUGCCACCAGUGGGGUGUGUGUUCGACGCCGGACCCCCCCACGCCUCUGCACACCCAGUGUGAGCCCAACAGUGGGUACCUUGACAACAGCUGCGCUCGCAUCACGCUCAUCUUCAAAAAGGACAAAGUGCCGCAGGGCACCACCGUAGAGAACAUCUGCUCGGAGCUGAGGUACUUCCCUGUGACUCAGACGCUGGCCGAGGAGCGAGCGCUGCUCAUCCUCUGCGACCUGUCCUACUCCAACAGUGACGCCGUGGAAGUCGCCAUGUCUUUUGAGCAGGACGGGCAGUCGAAGGACGGCGACCGCGUACAGAUCCAGAAGGCAGCCAGCGACAUCAUCAGCGCUCUGUCCAAACGCCACAACAGCACCGUCAUGCUGGCUGUGGUGGAGAUCAAAGUGGAGACGGUGACGACGUCCUUUUCUGAUGGUUACCUGGUCCCGGUGCUGUGUGUCGUCUUCAGCAUCCUGUGGAUCUUCUGCAUCGUUGUUUGCAUUUGGUGGACCCGCAAGAGGAAGAAAGAGCGCGAGAGAGCAGCCCGAUCUGAGGACAGGACGGUCAACAACAAGCUGGAGCCACUGCGGAGCAACGCCCUCAAGGACAACCGGGACAAAGACAUUCAGUACGAAUGCAAGAAACUGAUGGGCCCCUCCGACAGGACGUGCGACGGGGCCGAGGGAGAGGAGGAAGGGGAGCAGGAGGGGGAGCAGCAGGAGGAGGACGAGGAGAGGGCGCUGGGCAUAGGGGACAAGUGUCCACCUCAAAAGUGCGCCAUGGCAGGGGCGCAGGACAGGGGGAUGGCGGGAAAGGGAGGGGUCAUCUGCACGACGCACAGCGGUCCAGUGAAGGCGCCACACCGGACGGCGUACAGCCCCAAGGACAACCGGUGUAAAAACCUGAAUGCCGCCAAGCUCAGCGAGGACAUUAAAGACCAUUACGUGUGAACACAUUAGAGGAGGAGGGACCUUCCUGAAUCAAAGAAAGAAACUGCGAUGUCUUCAGUGUCACUGACUUUUCAACUCUUAAAAGCACCAAAAGUGAAGAUCACAAAUGCUUAACUUUUUUAUUUUUGUUUGUUACACCUUAUUUAACUUGGCCGUCUGCAGCACGGAGGCGUAUUUUACCAAAAACCCACAAAAAAAAAAAUACAGAAAAACAAGCAAAAAAAAUAAACAUCACAGCUUCUGGAUUUCUGGAUUUCACUUUAAUUGUCACACUGUUGGAAUCAAGAAGAAUUUUCUUUUCACCGUUCCUGAUUUUUUUUCAAUUUCUUCUGUUUACAGACUGUUUCUGUUUCGCUUCACGAGGACUAACGCUCACCUUUCUGUCUUUGGAACCUUGGAGAUUUAACUGAACGACGCUGGCCGGCAGCUGCUAGUGUCGCUCCCACUGUUUGGUGCGUUAGGGUCCUGUCUGCCUUAGCCCAAACCUGCGGGCCUUUUCUACACUGUCUCGAUGUCCUGUCUUUUUAUUUAAAAAAAAAAAUACUAAAAUGGAAAAAAAAAAAAAAAAAAAAAAAGGUUUUAUAUACAUUUAAGUUCUUUGAAAGCUGGCAUGGAGAAUCAACUGUAUGAUACCUGGCAUGAGAAGUUUUUGUUUACAUUCAUAAACAUCUUUUCCAUUUUGCGUUAAGGCUAAAAGGUUCUUGCAUUUACCCUUUCAAAAUACGUGUCUCUGCUUCCUGCGAGUCCACGUGAGGAUUUUUCAGUAUUUGCUUUGGUAGGAAAGUGCCUUCAGCCCUUACUUUUUCUCCUUUCUCUCCUCCUAUAGAUUUUAUGCAGAUAUUGAAUACAUACAAAGGGAAAGAUGUCCUACUAACAACCCUUCAUACCACAGUAAAGGUUAUUUUCUUUGUGAUGUAAAUAUGUAAAUAUGAACAAAUGGCUGUGUAUAUUUGAGUUUAGUAACUUAAGUGAUGCUUUGUAUCAUAGUUAUUCUAAAGAAUAAGAUUGUUUUGUGUUUUUUUUUUGUUUUGUUUUUUGUUUUUUAAUGAUGUCAUUCCGUUUAUUAGUGUCUGUUGACACUAUGACAGGUUUUAUACAAAUCUUCAGACUGUGUCCAGGGGCUCACCGAGUCGUGAGCUUUGGUUUGAAAAGAAAACAGAUCGUGAUUGUUUGUCUUGAUGUGUUGUGAUUAUUUUUGUUACAGCUGUUAAGAAGACAAAUACGGAGACCGGAGGGCUGUUUGUUAGGUCCGUCGAUCAUCGAGAGAGGCCGUUGGGGUCUGAGCAGCAGCGACUCAGAUCUCAUGCAGCCCAGUAGUCAGUGCUGCAACAGUCCUGUUCAUUUCGUUGUUCGUUUCAUCGGAGACUUCCAGAGUGAAACUGCGUUGGAGGGACUUUAGAUGCCACCCCACCCGCAAGAUUCACUUUUCUAUAGCAGCUAUUUCAGUUUUAGAUAUCUGAGAGUUCAAAUUAUUUUAAAAGGCUCCUCUACACCUACGUAAAAGUCCCGGGCUUAUGGGACUUGCAAAGAUCACGCUUUUAAAAGCAUUUAAUAUUUAUUAAUUCCCAGAGUGCAAAAUAUGUUUCAAGAGCCCUGCUAAACACACAAAUUCAAAUCGUGCGGGCCAACUCUCCGAAAUGCAAAUCUAAUUGUCACUGAUCUGAACGUUUGUUUUUGUUUGUUUGUUUGUUUGUUUUUAGCCACAGGUUCUAAAUUAUGUUGUAGCUCAGCCCACUGACAAUUCUUUGGGAAAUACUGUGGCUCUUCUCCGCUUUUUCCAUACUGAUAUACUUUUUCCAUAUUUGUCUUACACAUCCCGCAGGCUGCAUGUAUGCAUGUAAAUAUUAAGAACACCCCGUUAGCGUCCUGUUCAACAGCAGCGGAGUGUCGGCCCACAGGCUGGAAUCCCUGGCCAACCUGGCAGCAGGGCCUCCCGCGGGGACAUUUUCGGUUUCCUUUUUGUGCAAGAUGUUUUGUGAAAGUCUUCAUCCCAAAAGUCUAGAGACGUGAGCCAGUAGCUGUAUAUUUUAGCCCAUGCCUGAACUGUCCGUGACUGCUGCUGUCUCCUCAUCGAUCCACAGUGCACGCCCCCCCCCCUUUUUUUUUAAAGGACUUAAGCUGCGUCCGACAGAGCUCCCUCAUUCACUCCCUCGUUACAAACACUCGCUACUUUGUACAGUCAUGUAUUGACGUUUCUUACACUUAACCAUCAACAGUUUACAUUCCCUCUGGCAGAUAUAUAUUGGCACGUCAUGGUAAAUUAGCUGUCUGUAAUGUCUGAAGCGGAGGUGAGGCAUUGUGGAAUGUUCAGGAGAAAAGCGGCACACGCUCGGCGGCAACGCUUUUCGUUUCGCCCGUGUAUGUUAUACUCAAAACCCACCCAAGGACAGACACAAAUGUCGGGAUUUAAAUGGUACAUUUGAUGUCAAUACAAAACAUCCUUCUAUUCCUUCCCGUUUUGUGAAAUUUCAGUUAAGUUAGGACGUCCAGUGGGUUUUGUUUUUUUUUUGCCCCAAUUAGGGACUCCAAAUGGCACAGAGGACAUUUGCCUCGUGCUGGUGUGGAGAGGCAGGUCUCGAACCAGCACUGACGCAUCCGAUUGCUUUUUCCAGUACACGCUUACAGGUCACAGGGUCCAAACAACUCAGAGGCACCGCUGCCAGCCUCUCGUCAGCCUCCUCGAACUUCGGUCAUGAAUUCACUGAUUUACAGUUCGCUGGCAGCAGCGAUGCCACGCAGCCCAGCAGGGUGCCUGCGCUGCCCGAGGCACUUUGAUGGCGAUCGGCCACCCCUGCCGAAGUGCCCUUUAGCAAGACGCGGAAUCCCCAUCGUAGACAAAGGGUGUGUGGCUUGAAUGGGAAUCUACUCGCGGUGGAUGAGUUUGUAUCCUAAUUUUUUUUUUGUCGAUUUGUUUUUUAAACCCUGUUUUAGCCCCGCCUCUCCUUGUGUAUGUAUUCUGGUCUAAUGAAGGGAACAAGUUGUAUUGUUGUUGAUGUUGCUGCCUGUUGUGGUUGUUGUCCAGUGUUUGUAAAGAGUCUGUUUCUGCACUAAGAACACACAGGAAGAGAGAAACAUUUAGCGUUACCUCCACAGCGGUAGUGGAAAAAAAAAAAAUUCAGAUACUGUCGCUAUCUGUGGAUGAACAUUAUGUUUUCAAUAUUUUGUGCUUUAGUUUAUAAUGCUGAUGCAAAUCAUGGAAAAUCCAAAUUCAUAUUCUGUCAGUAAAUUUUAAAUUGUGUUAGCCCCAGAAAAGGGGCUGAAUGUGCAGAACAUUGUAAUUAUUUUGUACAAAAUCUGGUAAAAGUCUUGGUUUGUUAGUGGAAUUUUUUUUUUUUGUUUGUUCUUAGA